AUGGAAAUAGAUACUGGAGCUUCGGUGUCUAUCAUAAGUGAGGAGACGUACAAAGCUAUUGGUAAGCCAGAUUUACAGGAAUCGAAAGCGAAGCUGAAAACUUACACUGGAGAUGAGAUUCCGAUAUUAGGGACUUGCAGAGUUAAGGUAGAGUACAAGUCAAAAUCAGUAAACAUACCAAUCACUGUAGUUAGAAACCGGGGACCGAGUCUUAUGGGACGUGACUGGUUGGGAGAGUUUCAACUGGAUUGGAGCGAGAUAUUUUCCAUAUCGGAAUUCAACAAAAGCGAGGGACUCAAGAAAACACUAGACAAAUUUGAGGAUGUUUUCCGAGACGAAUUAGGAGCAGUGAAAGGAAUGAAGGCUAAAAUCUACGUUGAUCAAGCAGCACAGCCUAGAUACUACAAAGCCAGACCGGUACCAUAUGCAAUUAAGGAAAAAGUUGAGCAGGAACUGGACCGUUUACAUAAGAGCGGCAUAAUAGAGCCAGUGAAAUUUUCGGAAUGGGCGGCUCCCAUAGUUCCAGUAGUGAAGGGAGAUGGAUCCAUACGAAUCUGUGGAGAUUACAAAGUUACCGUUAAUGCCGUAUCAAAACUGGAUAACUAUCCGAUUCCAAAAACGGAGGAUUUAUAUGCAACCUUGGGAGGUGGCGAGGAAUUUACCAAGCUUGACAUGAAUCAAGCGUAUAAUCAGCUUCUCCUGGAAGAUGAAUCUAAGAAAUAUGUGACAGUGAACACCCAUAAAGGAUUAUAUCAGUAUAAUCGCCUUCCAUAUGGAGUGUCAUCAAGUCCAGGGAUUUUCCAGCGGACACUGGAGAAUCUGCUUCAAGGAAUUCCGAAUGUGUUGAUACGUGUCGAUGACAUACUAGUCACAGGUCGUACAGCUAAGGAACAUUUGGAAAAUCUGGAGGAAGUUCUAAAACGAAUUCAGGAUGCCGGAGUUCGACUCAAGCGACGUAAGUGCGUAUUCAUGGCACCUGAAGUUGUGUAUCUUGGGUACAAGAUAAACAAGCAAGGAAUCUACCCCGUAGCGGAGAAGGUGACAGCAAUUAAGAAUGCACCAAAUCCGACUAAAGUUAUCGAGCUGAAAGCGUAUCUCGGAAUGCUUAACUACUACAAUCGGUUUCUACCCGAUUUAGCGACAACGUUGAAUCCUUUGCACAAACUGUUGCAGAAAAAUCAAAAGUGGAUGUGGGGUAAGGAGCAAGAGGAUGCAUUUCAAAAAUCGAAGGACUUACUGCAAUCUGACAAAGUGUUAGUGCAUUAUGAUCCAUGCAAAAAAUUGUUACUUGCAUGUGAUGCAUCGCCGUACGGGAUAGGAGCAGUCCUAUCUCAUCAAAUGGAGGAUGGAAGCGAGCGUCCCAUUUCCUAUGCGUCACGUACCUUGACAGCGGCCGAGAGAAAUUAUUCUCAAUUGGAGAAGGAAAGUUUGUCAAUCAUAUUUGGCAUAAAGAAAUUCCAUCAGUAUUUGUUUGGGCGACCGGUGACAAUCGUGACAGAUCACAAACCGCUCAUUGGGUUGUUUAGUGAGGACAAGCAAAUACCAUCAAUGGCUGCUUCAAGAAUUCAACGCUGGGCUUUAACAUUAGCAGCUUAUGAAUACCGUAUUGUGUACAAAGAGGGACGAAAUCAUGGAAAUGCCGAUGGAUUGAGCCGACUUCCCUUAAAAACCAAGGAAACAGACACCCCUAUGCCGUUGGACACAAGCAUGAUCCUAAAUCACAUUGAUGAGCUACCCGUGACGUGUAAGGACAUCAGACUAUGGACACGGAGGGACCAUGUACUAUCAAAGGUACUUCAUUUCAUUCUCAACGGCUGGCCUGAUAAAUGUCCGGAAGAAGAAUGUAAACCUUAUUUUGAACGUCGGACUGAAUUGAGCAGCAACGACGGUUGCAUAUUAUGGGGCAAUAGAGUGGUCGUUCCGAGUCCAGGCAGAAAAUGCAUGAUAGAUGAAUUACAUGAGGGACAUCCUGGAAUUACCAGAAUGAAAAGUUUGGCCAGGAGCUACGUGUGGUGGCCUAACAUGGACAGUGAAUUAGAACGCUGUGUUAGGGAAUGUGAGGACUGUCAAGUCAACAUGAAAAACCCCGCUCUAGCACCAUUACAUCCUUGGGAAUAUCCGAGUAAGCCUUGGUCAAGGCUACACAUAGAUUUUGCAGGACCAUUUAUGGAUAAUAUGUAUUUUGUUAUAAUGGAUGCGUACUCAAAGUGGCUCGAGGUCAUCGUGAUGAAAAACAUCACUACCCGCACAACAAUAGACAAAUUGCGGAGCGUAUUUGCAACUCAUGGAUUACCCGAAGUUAUCGUUUCCGACAACGGACCAUCAUUUACAAGUAAAGAAUUUGAAAAGUUCAUUGCCAAAAAUGGAAUUCGGCACAUUAAAACGUCACCUUAUCACCCCUCAAGCAAUGGAUGUGCAGAACGGGCAGUUCAGACCUUUAAGACCGCCAUCAAGAAGAUUACAGGAGGAACCAUCCAGGAGAGAGUUCAUAAAUUUCUGUUUAACUACCGAAUUACACCACAGUCAACGACAGGGCUAACACCAUCCGAAAUGCUUAUGAACAGAAAAUUACGAUCGAGAUUAAAUUUAGGCAGCGUAGUUGAAAUCACAGGACCGUUAUCCUACAGAAUCAAACUCAACAACGACUGUAUUGUUCGGAGACACAUAGAUCAUAUCCUAAAAAGAGAAACUAAGGACAUCUCUGAGACCGAGCUCGAGAUAUUCUUACCGAAAAUCAAGGCACAGCCAGAGGUCACACCUGAAAUUGGACCAAAUGACACCCUACAAGCUAAAGAACGCGAGCCGAACGUAACUCAAAACGCAGAAAUUCAAGAGCGCCGAUAUCCGAUUAGAUCCAGGAAUAAACCUGCAUAUCUGAAAGACUUUCAGUGCUAA
Molecule: messenger RNA, 2895 nt
Organism: Saccostrea cuccullata (small rock oyster)
Lineage: Eukaryota; Metazoa; Mollusca; Bivalvia; Ostreida; Ostreidae
Exons: 2
Coding region: 1-2895 (964 amino acids)
Biological process (GO): proteolysis; DNA integration
Molecular function (GO): nucleic acid binding; aspartic-type endopeptidase activity
Source: RefSeq, a predicted model, not a curated record